Procambarus clarkii (red swamp crayfish) is the source of this 1025-nucleotide messenger RNA. RefSeq lists its product as uncharacterized. NCBI's taxonomy places the organism in Eukaryota, Metazoa, Arthropoda, Malacostraca, Decapoda, Cambaridae. The record is from RefSeq and is a predicted model, not a curated record.
GCUCUGCAAAAUAAACAACAACACAGAGGCCAGUGUUUAGCCCGUUGAUUUCUCGCCCCAUUUUGACCUAUUUCGCCACUGACAAUUAUAUCCCCUAAGAGCCAAAGUUGUGUGAUGAGUUUGAUGGUAUUGAUGAGGGUUAAUGUAGGUGGUUAAUGCAGGUGGUUGUUGGAGUUUGGCGACAUUUGACUGGUGGAGAGGAGGUGGUUGCCAGUCGACUGUGAGUGUGGUGACUGUGAGGCCGUGGCUCUUCCUCGCUCUUCCUGCCACAGUUUACUCUCACCUACAAGCAUGACAAGCUACGUUAAGGGCCUCUACGAGUACAUGAGACCGGGAUCUAAUGCUACCUCACCUUCCUCUCCUACAUCAACCACAUCUAGUACUGUGGAAGGUCCAGAUCGUAGUGAAGCCACUACUCCCACCACACCGCCCGACACUCGCCCAGAGCAAUCUCCAGGCUAUUUGAAGAGGGCAGUUUCUGGAGUAGCCUCUGGGAUUUAUACCGUAGGGUCAUCUACUGUGGGUGCUGGUGUUACCAGUGUCAAGUGGGUGGCAGGAACAACAUAUAGUGUAGGUGCGGGUGUUGUGGGGACAGCCGGGUCGGUGGUUGUGGGAACAGCCGGCACGGUGGCAAGUGGAGCGUCUGCUGUAAUAUCAAAGGUCACCACCGCUAAGAAAAAAGAACACAGUGACUGAUGCAUUAAUGAUGUAGAUGCGAGGCUCCUACUAGUUCUUUUAAGGAUAUACUGGGUACCUGUUGAGAGAGAGAACGGGAGAGAGAGAGAACGAGAACGAACUGUAACUGUGGAACACCUUUUCACACUGCCUUCUGUACUUAGUAUCUGUCAAGAACUAGUAUUUGUCACUUGCUAAAAUAUUGUUACGGUACAAUUCUUGAAAAUUUAUUUUCCAAGUGGUGUUCCACUUCAUAAGCAGGAAGGUUACAUGUUGUUAUGUAGACAUUGACUGUAGUUAUCACUUUCAAAUAUAUUUUGUUGAAUAAUAUUAAUGAAUUGUUUUGAACA